UUGUUCAGGAUUUAUGAUAUCCCCCAUCAGUAAAUCUUCAUCUGUCUGUUGCAGAAAUGUACGCUUCGAGGAAAAUCAGAGAGGAAAUGGCUCCAUUUCCACAACAACCAAGAUCAGAACCCAAGAUUUUACCAAGGGAACCCAGCGUCACCAGAACAACAUCUUUACACAAACCCUUGUCCGUCCAAAACUUGACACAUAUUGAAGCCCCCUGGGAGAAUGUCACCCUCAACCGCUGUCUGUUUGUGGUCAUUUCCAUCCUGGUGCUCACCUCUGGCUUUCAUAGGCUUCAUGAAACUCUACGUGGUAAGAGGACAGCAGAGGAGGAAGAGGAAGAAGUUGGUGUGAUAGUGAGACGUUCAGGCUCAUUACGACAUAGAGGACAGCCACCCGAGCCCGAGACAACUCUUUGGGAAGUCAUGUUUUGGUGGCUGCCAGACCUAGACGAUGAAGAGGAUGAGGAGGAAGAUGAAGACGAUGAUGGACUUGUCAAAAAAGGAAAGUCAAAGAAAGGAACAUCAAGAGGUCUUAGAAACAAGCCACUGCCAGACAAAAAACUCAUGAAGCCAAAAGAAGGGAAAUUAAAGGACAGGAGAGCUAAGAAAGACAGGGUCGAAGAAAUAAAAGAUAUGAAGACAAUAGAUGAAAAGGAGGAACCUGAAAAAACAGCAGAUGAGGAAGAUGAGGAGGAAGAAAAUGAGGAGGUAAAGGCUGAGAAGACUAAAAAGCUGCAGGAAAAGAAGAAAAAGACUCAAAAAGGAUGAGUUCAUUUUCUACUCUUCCAAUUUCCUCUUUUAAAUAUGCUUCUACUUACUCAUAAGUAUUGCUUCCAGAUAAAUGACUUCAAUGUCAAUAUGGUAGAUUUUGGCUGCUUUGCUAGACAGAUGUGAUUUUGUGUAGUGACAUUUUUGUUUUAUUCAAAUUUCUGACUGCUUUAUUUAAACCUGUGAUCGUUUUGAGGCCUUUAGAGGUGAAAAAUCUACAUCUUUAUUAAAUUGCUUAUCAAUCGCACCAGCUCAGUUUACUGUCAAUACAAUUAAAAUAAAAGUUUACCCAC
Molecule: messenger RNA, 1057 nt
Organism: Notothenia coriiceps (black rockcod)
Lineage: Eukaryota; Metazoa; Chordata; Actinopteri; Perciformes; Nototheniidae
Product: general transcription factor IIF subunit 1
Exons: 5
Coding region: 57-764 (235 amino acids)
Source: RefSeq, a predicted model, not a curated record